AUGUUCACCAGCUGCGGUAUCAAUUUCGCGUUUGGUGUCUAUCAAGAGCUCUACGAGACCAUGUCCAGGUCCAGCUCUUCGAAUCCCUUCACCGGAGCCACUCCGGCUCAGAUCGAUCUGAUUGGGACGCUGGCCAUUUCCCUGAUGACGCUUGGUGCCCCUUUCGCGUCUGCUUGGUGUAAAUCCUACUCGCCGCGGACAAUCACCUUCGCUGGCGGCGUCAUGUUUGCUCUUUCCAACGUCCUCGCCUCGUUCGGCCAGAAGCUCUGGCAUUUCAUCCUCACCCAAGGGAUCCUGCUCGGCUGUGGAGUUUGCCUGACUUAUAUUCCCGCCAUGACUGUCGCGCCAGGGUGGUUCACGACGCACCGCGGUCUGGCGAUUGGCAUUGUUUCCUCGGGCACUGGCGUGGGAGGAGUUGCAUGGGCUCCUUUGUUGCGAUACCUAAACAACCACAUGGGUUUUCGAGACACGCUUCGUCUCACCGGAGCGAUUUCGUUCAUCCUGCUCGGUGCCUCUGCCACGGCUCUCACGUGGGCGCCAGAGUUUGAACGGCGUGACCGCGUUGAGACGCAAACUUCUCGAACUCGCUUUCUGGUUCCACUGGUCGACUGGCGAGUUGCGCGGUCUCGCAAGUUUAUAGCACAAUGCAUCUCGGCAGCAUUGCAAUCGUCCGCAUACUACGCCCCUGUAUUCUUUUUCUCCGCCUACGCGCGUAGUCUGGGAUACUCCGCCGCCGCCGGUGCGACCUUCAUCGCUGUGUCGAAUGGCGCGUCUGCUGUCGGUAAGAUCAUCAUCGGCCAUAUGGCGGAUCGUCUGGGUCGGCUCAAUACUCUCCUCUUCACGACGUUCGUCAGUGCCAUCACUUCCCUCGGCUUGUGGCUUCCGUCGACUCUCUCUGGCGGUGAUAGGGACGGAAAGAGCCUUUUUGCUGCGUUCGCCAUCCUAUAUGGCAUCUUUGCCGGGGCUUAUAUCAGCCUGUUCCCAACAGCGCUGGUAGAACUCUUCGGAGUGCAACAUUUUGCCAGCGUCAAUGGGUUCUUGUACAUGGCCAGGGGGUUUGCGGCGCUCGUCGGCACUCCUGUUGCGGGAGUUCUCAUCAGGGGAAGUGGAGGAGGCGUUGAUGGUCUGUGGGCAGCAAAAGCCUACCAGAAAACGAGCAUUCUCAUCGGAGCGCUUCUUGCUGCUGCCACGGUUGGCGUGGCAUGGAUGAGAAUUGAAGCUGCUAUCAGCGGGAGCAAUCGACUAAGAUGGAAGGCUUAA
Molecule: messenger RNA, 1260 nt
Organism: Rasamsonia emersonii CBS 393.64
Lineage: Eukaryota; Fungi; Ascomycota; Eurotiomycetes; Eurotiales; Trichocomaceae
Product: MFS monocarboxylate transporter
Exons: 1
Coding region: 1-1260 (419 amino acids)
Biological process (GO): transmembrane transport
Cellular component (GO): fungal-type vacuole membrane
Molecular function (GO): transmembrane transporter activity
Source: RefSeq, a predicted model, not a curated record